Cooperia oncophora is the source of this 702-nucleotide messenger RNA. The record is from the annotation of a GenBank genome assembly. Lineage: Eukaryota; Metazoa; Nematoda; Chromadorea; Rhabditida; Trichostrongylidae.
AUGCUCCGUGACCUGGAGAUCAAGUAUUAUGGGGACGAAGAGAGGCAUCCUUACUCUCAAGAGCAAUUCAAUGACGCCAUUAUGUCCGGUAAUUUUAUGCGUGUUCGAAAAGCUAUGGUGAACAACGUGUUGACGGCGCCACGGUUGGCCAUGUGGACGAAUCCGUACGGUGCAAAUCUAUUGCAUUUGCUGUGUCGGUCAACAAAAUGUGACGGUCAGCAUGCUGGUGAUGAUAUAGCGACAGUACUCUGCAAUAUUGCACCAUCUUUACUUAGCGGUCGUGACAACAUGGGAAGGAUUCCGCUGCAUGACGCGGUUGACAGAGGACAGGUUUGCCGCGUUAUUCGGUUGCUAACCUUUCACUCACCGGUUAAUGCUGUCGAUCGAAAUGGUAACACACCGUUGUCACUGGCGUACUUGAAAAAUCAUGCGAAGAUGGUAAAGAUCCUGCUGCAAGCUGGUGCCGCUUUUCACUCUUUGGAAAGCGCUGAACGACGUUCUCUCACACAACUGGGCCGUUUCCAGACAACGUGGCAGACACGAUGCUGGGGUGGAUUGCGACUUGCCCAAGCGCCAAUGCACAAUGGACGACCGUUAGAGCCAACGAGUAUUGUUGAACGAGGCGAUCAUAUGAUAUUCUACAUCAGUCCUGUGAACGGCGUGAAUACACUCCAAAUCAGGAUAACUGAGGCGGAAAUGUGA